AUGUGGAGCGAGUGGCGUUGGCUUGUGGUCACACUGAACGCCGUCGCCGCGCUGUCGCCGGUCAUUAAAAUUGGCGCAAUAUUCACUGAAGAGGCUCGGGGAGGCAGUGCGGAGCUCGCUUUUAAGUACGCGGUCUACAGGAUUAAUAAGGAAAGAAGUCUGCUACCUGCAAGUACACUCGUCUACGACAUACAGUACACUACAUCCAGGGACACUUUCAUGACUUAUAAGAAAGCGUGUACCCAGAUCAAAACAGGUGCGGUGGCUCUCUUGAACAGCGCGGGUCCACUGCUCGGUGAAACUUUGGGCGCCAUGUGUAGGUCGCUGCACGCGCCUCACCUAACCGUUGCUCAUAAUACAGUCGAACCCGUCAACCGGUCGGACUUCUUCACCAUCAACUUGUACCCGUCUCGUGAGCUAAUGGAUAGAGCAUUUGCCGAGCUGACCGCUUACCUCAAUUGGACAAGAAUGGGCAUCAUAUACGAAGAUUACGGAUAUGGUGAAAUAAAUAUCUUGAACCUGGCAAGCGACGGUCGCGACAUGUACACUGUACGUUGCAGCGACGUUAAGGACUACCGACGCGGUCUGCAGCAGCUGAAAGCGCAACGGAUAACGCACAUUAUUGUUGACACCGACCCGGAUCACCUCCGAGAAUUCUCUAGAGCUGUUCUACAACUGCAGAUGAAUAAUGAAAACUACCACUAUAUUUUUACAUCCUUCGAUAUGGAACUCUUCGAUCUCGAAGACUUCUACUACAACCGCGUGAACAUGAGCGGCUGGAGAUUGGUCGACCGGGAAUCUGAUAAAGUGAAAGAAGCACUGCAGAUCAUGGAGAAGUUCCAUCCCAUUGGCGCUAACAUCCUUAGUGGAGGGCAUAUAAAGACUGAACCGGCACUUCUGUACGACGCAGUGCAGGUCCUCGCGUUAGCACUAGCAUCUACGAAGGAGGUCCACACAGCGAACAUAUCCUGCGAGAGCGUGACAUCGUGGAAACAUGGCAAGACGCUGCGGGAUAAUAUUAAUAAGAUCCAAGCGCACGGUCUGACGGGCCCCAUCGAGUUUACACGUGGGGUCCGCACGAAGUUCAACUUACAACUGAUGCGGCUAGCGGGUGGUGAGGAGGGUGGUACCGUGUUGGCUGGAAGCUGGUCUCCAGAGGAAGGACUCCAGUUAUCAGACCCGGCUGCAUAUCGCCGUGACCCCCCACCUAAUGUCACAUUAACUGUCGUCACUGUCGAGGAGAAACCGUACGUCAUGGUAAAAGAGGGCUGGAACCUGCAAGGCAAUGCGCGUUUCGAGGGCUUCUGUAUCGACCUUUUAGCCCGGGUGGCGGCCAGAGCGGGGUUCCAUUAUACUCUGCGCUUAGUCCCGGACAACAUGUACGGUGCACGGGAUCCGGACACGGGACAAUGGAAUGGAAUUGUCAAGGAGCUGAUGGACAGGAAAGCUGACAUCGCUGUGGCAUCCAUGACGAUAAAUUACGCUCGCGAAGCCGUCAUCGAUUUCACGAAGCCCUUUAUGAAUCUCGGCAUUGGAAUUUUGUUUAAGGUUCCAACGUCACAACCCACAAGGCUGUUCAGCUUUUUGAAUCCCCUGGCCAUCGAGAUUUGGCUGUACGUUCUAGCAGCGUACAUUCUCGUGUCGUUCACUCUGUUCGUGAUGGCCAGAUUUUCACCGUAUGAAUGGUCUUCAAGCACACACGGGUGUGGACACGAAACGAAACUCCUCACAAACCAGUUCAACGUGUGCAAUUCAUUUUGGUUCAUUACUGGCACAUUUCUGAGGCAAGGUUCUGGCCUUAAUCCAAUGGCGACCUCCACGCGCAUAGUGGGAGGAAUCUGGUGGUUCUUCACGCUGAUCAUCCUCUCUUCUUACACGGCCAACUUGGCAGCGUUCCUCACCGUGGAAAGAACUGUGCUGCCCAUUCAAAGCGCUGCGGACCUAGCCGCGCAAAAUCACGUGCAAUACGGAACACUCAAUGGAGGAUCUACUAUGACGUUUUUUAGGGAUUCCAAUAUAGACAUCUACCAGAAGAUGUGGCAGCACAUGUCCACAGCUUCCCCACCUGCCCUCGUGUCCUCAUACGAGGAAGGCGUUAGGAGGGUGCUGGCGGGUAACUACGCUUUUCUUAUGGAGUCAACGAUGCUGGAUCAUCGUGUGCAAAGGGAUUGCAACCUUACGCAGAUCGGUGGCCUUUUGGACUCUAAGGGCUACGGAAUAGCGACAUGGAAGGGCAGUCCGUGGAGAGACAAAAUAUCCCUAGCGAUCCUAGACCUCCAAGAGAAGGGUGUGAUCCAGAUCCUGUACGACAAAUGGUGGAAGAACACUGGAGACGUGUGCAACAGGGACGGGAAGGACAGCAAGGCAAACCCGCUUGGUGUGCAAAAUAUUGGUGGAGUGUUUGUAACAUUGUUGUGUGGGCUGGCGCUUGCAAUAGUUGUGGCCAUUUUGGAAUUUUGCUGGAAUACAAGGAAAAAUGCAUCGCACGGUCGACAGUCGUUAUGUAGCGAGAUGGGUCAGGAGCUAAGAACAGCUAUAAGAGGGGGUUCAUCGAGAACUGUGCUAAGACCUGGAUGCUCCAGGUGUUCACCAGCCACUCACGUACCACCAGCGCCUUCACGAUACGAGAUGGCGGACGCGAGCACGUUGGAGCUGAAGGAGUUGCGCUGGUCGUAG
Molecule: messenger RNA, 2676 nt
Organism: Parnassius mnemosyne (clouded apollo)
Lineage: Eukaryota; Metazoa; Arthropoda; Insecta; Lepidoptera; Papilionidae
Source: the annotation of a GenBank genome assembly